Capsicum annuum is the source of this 1968-nucleotide messenger RNA. Its product is annotated as putative late blight resistance protein homolog R1B-16. NCBI's taxonomy places the organism in Eukaryota, Viridiplantae, Streptophyta, Magnoliopsida, Solanales, Solanaceae. The coding region runs from base 1 to 1968 and encodes 655 amino acids. The transcript has 4 exons. Gene Ontology annotation, molecular function: ADP binding. The record is from RefSeq and is a predicted model, not a curated record. Gene Ontology annotation, biological process: defense response to other organism.
AUGGCUUUCUUUAGUUGGAAAGACCUGGACCUAUUGGAGUGUCACGAUAGGGUGUAUAGCACCAAGGGAUGCUUGUUCCAAAUCGUCGACAAAAUUAAGUUGGUUGAAUUGGAAGUGAUGAAGAUCUAUGAGCAAAUGUCUUGUCAUGCAAAUGUUAAUGAAUCUGAGAGUUAUUUGCUUGAAAGUUCAGCGGAGAAAAGUUCAGUAGUACAAGACAUUGUGGUUGGCUUAGACGAUGAUGUGUUGGAAAUAAAAACACGUUUUUGCUCUUUCUCGUUAAAGUUAGAGAUUGUCUCUCUUGUUGGUAUGGGUGGCAUUGGCAAAAGUACCCUUGCUAGAAUGGUUUAUGAUGAUCCCUUCAUUAAAUAUCACUUCAGUAUUCGUGCUUGGGUCACCGUGAAAGACCGUCAAGAGAAAGGAUUGUUUCUUGAUCUACUGGAUGGUAUUCUUGAGUUUACCGAUAAGAUUCAUGAGAAACAUAGUGAGCAAUUGGCAGAAAUGUUGUAUAGAAAGUUAAAGCAUAGUCGGUAUCUCAUCGUCUCGUAUGAUGUGUGGUCCACAGAGUUCUUGGAUUUGGAGGAAAGUUGGGAGCUUCUAUGUCGUAAGGUGGGUGGAAGAAAAUUUGACCGUCCAGAUUUAGAGGAUAUCGGAAAGAAGAUUGCAGAGCAAUGCCAAGGUCUACCUCUAACAAUUCUUGUGGUGGCUGGCCAGCUAUCUAAGUUACAAAGGACUAGGAUGUGUUGGCAGAUUUUCGCAAAAACUGUCGGUUCAAUUGUUACCGAUGAGCACGAGAAAUGCUUAGAUAUACUUGCUUUGAGAAAACAAAAGACCUUUGAAAACUAUGCAGAAGAAUGUUUGGAAGAUCUUGUGAAUCGAAAUCUCGCUAUUGUCAAACAGCGGAGAUCCAAUGGUCGAGUCAAAAGUUGUGUUGUCCAUGAUCUUCUGAGAGACAUUGGUUUGAGAGAAGCUCAAAGGGAGAAUUUUUUUCAUUUCCCUGAACUCUCUGACACAGCUGAUACUCUGCACUGUGUCCGCCGUCUCGGUAACUAUAGGGCUGCCUCUAUUGAAGUUCCCUGGAAGCCACUGCUUCCCCUCUCCCGAACUUUACUCCUUUCCGGUUAUCCAAGAUCUCUGCCACGCUCUCAGUUGCAUGGUCCUUUACUAAAUAAAUUGUUGAGAGUAUUGGACAUACUACAUAUUGCCUUUGAUUUUUUCCCUCCUCAAGUUUUGCAGCUGGUUCAUUUAAGGUAUGUUGCGCUAGCAGUUCAUGAACCCGAAUGCCCUGAAUCGAUUUCAAGGCUGUGGAACUUACAGACCUUCAUUUUGGCUACACGUGAAAGCUUGAAUCUGCCAAAAACCGUAUGGGAAAUGGAAAACUUAAGGCAUGUGUGUUUGGGUAAAGGGUGUUUCUUACCAAAUCCCACGUCUGGCUUCAAUGGUUGUAAGGUUUUAACAAAUCUACAAACAAUAACCUAUAUGGACCCAACGAGUUGUACAAGAGAAGUCACCGAGAAUAUUCCCCAUCUCAAAAAAUUGGCAAUACGAGGACGAGGUGAAUGGGAUAGCAGUCAGCCGUCAUCCUAUGAUCUCUAUAGUCUUUUCUACUUGAAGCAGCUCGAAAAGUUGAAGCGUCGCUACCACAACUUGUUGAGCAUGGAUUUUUGCCCGUCAAACCUCAAGAAGUUGGUUCUGAAUAGCAAAAGUCAAGAGAGAUUGCCUGGUUUUAGUCAGUGGCCGGCGGACACAGGAACCCAAUCGUGGAGUGAACUAGAACAUGAAACCAUAAGCUCCCUAGUAGUGGGAGGUGUCAAGUAUCUUGACCGCGAUGACUCAUAUGCAGUGGUUUGGUUAAGGGAACCCACCGAAGCUGUAGCAAAAGCGAGUCCUUGUAGGCAAUUGUCACUGCUUAUGGACCCGAACCUGGGUGAUUCUAUCCGUGACCAGGAUGAAGGUUGGGAAAUGAAUUGA